CACCCACCCAAAACCCUAGCUCCCCGCGCCGCCGCCACCGCCGCCGCCAUGAAGCGCAACCCCCGCGUGACGAGCUCCCGGCGCAAGUGCCGCAAGGCGCACUUCACGGCGCCGUCCUCCGUCCGCCGCGUGCUGAUGUCGGCGGCGCUGUCGGCGGAGCUCCGCAGCAAGUACAACGUGCGGUCCAUCCCCGUGCGCAAGGACGACGAGGUGCAGGUGGUGAGGGGCAGCUACAAGGGGCGGGAGGGGAAGGUGGUGCAGGUGUACCGCCGCCGGUGGGUCAUCCACGUCGAGCGCAUCACCAGGGAGAAGGUGAACGGCUCCACCGUCAACGUCGGGAUCCACCCCUCCAAGGUCGUCGUCACCAAGCUCAAGCUCGACAAGGACCGCAAGGCCAUCCUCGACCGCAAGGCGCGCGGCCGCGCCGCCGACAAGGCCAAGGGCAAGUUCACCGCCGAGGACGUUGCCGCCGCCGGCGCCUCCCUCCAGGAGAUCGAUUAGUCGUCUUCGUCACCGGCAGCAAAAUGGUUGUACCUUGUCGCUGCUUCCUCCUGUUACAUUUUUUCUCUUGAGAAAUUUUACCAUCAUAAUUUACCAUCGAUGAGAAUUAAGUUUUGGAACCAAUAUUUGUCUCUGAUGUCUUCUGUCUUGAUAGAUCAAGAACUCAUUGUGUGUUAGUUGUU
Molecule: messenger RNA, 683 nt
Organism: Oryza brachyantha (malo sina)
Lineage: Eukaryota; Viridiplantae; Streptophyta; Magnoliopsida; Poales; Poaceae
Product: 60S ribosomal protein L26-1-like
Exons: 1
Coding region: 49-501 (150 amino acids)
Biological process (GO): ribosomal large subunit biogenesis; cytoplasmic translation
Cellular component (GO): ribosome; cytosolic large ribosomal subunit
Molecular function (GO): structural constituent of ribosome; RNA binding
Source: RefSeq, a predicted model, not a curated record